UUGCUCACCGGCACAGUACAACGUAGUGCCUUCCAAUCGACACGCGCCUCGCUCUCGGUGUCUCUAACGAUUUACCGCGCUUUUCGAAAUCGUAACAACAGUACAGUGUUUGUGCUGUUUGUUGUUGCUUGUGUUAGUGAUUGUGGAUUUGGAUGUAAGCCGUUGUCAUGGCAACGGUCCAGUGAUUCGAGAUAUGGCGCGCUCUCCCCGCAGGAUCGCCGCGGGCCGAAGCACGAGCAGGUCCAGGGAACUGGGAAGAUUGCGCACGCAGCUUAA
Danaus chrysippus (African queen) is the source of this 276-nucleotide messenger RNA. The record is from the annotation of a GenBank genome assembly. NCBI's taxonomy places the organism in Eukaryota, Metazoa, Arthropoda, Insecta, Lepidoptera, Nymphalidae.